Messenger RNA from Hipposideros armiger (great roundleaf bat), 2934 nucleotides. RefSeq names its product pecanex-like protein 2. The record is from RefSeq and is a predicted model, not a curated record. NCBI's taxonomy places the organism in Eukaryota, Metazoa, Chordata, Mammalia, Chiroptera, Hipposideridae. The transcript has 13 exons. Bases 181 to 2892 code for a protein of 903 amino acids.
CAUGGCGCCCACCUGCCCGGCGGCAGCAGCCGGUUCCGGCGCUGCGGUUCUCAGGUCUGGGCAGAAAAGCGGCGCGAGCUUCAGUCGUGGGGCGGAAGGAGGUGGAGGAGGCGGCGGCAGCGCGGCCCGGGGGCCCGGGUGUUAAAGCUGUGGGCGCUCGGGGCCCCGGCGGCAGCAGGCAUGGUGUCGCAGGUGCUGCAGCUGCUCCGGCAGGGCGUGUGGGCCGCGCUCACCGGGGGCUGGUACCACGACCCGGAGCAGAGCAAGUUCACCAACAGCUGCCACCUGUACCUGUGGCUGUUCCUGCUGCUGCUGCCCAUGGCCCUGCACCUGGCUUUUCCUCCAAAUGCCAUCACUGUAUUUUUUUACUGCAGUUCAGUGACUCUAUUCUUCACAGUAAUCAAAUUGGUCAGCUAUCGCCUACACGUCAUGUUUGAUAAAGGAGAAGUAAUUCAGCAAAGGCCCUCCAGAAAGAAAGAAAAGCCAAGGAGAGGCAAAGAAGCCAAGAGUGAACACAUAACUAAUCCCAAAAACCCAAGCAAUAACAGGCAGAUGAACAACGGCAAAAAGGAAGAGGCCGAUCGAAUCCGCUCUACUCCGCCGCCCCACGGCAGCACCAGAGGGCAACGCACCAACUCUCGUCACUCUUCCGGGCUAUUGGAGUUGUCAGCACAGGAAACAGCGGAAGAUCUCAAAGGUGUCAUUCUGUCAGAAGACCAACCUGUAGCACCAGUGUCAUCUACCUCACCUGGUAUCAAAACAGAAAGCCUACCUGCUUCUAAAGCCUACGUGCCAGAAACCGUGACCAUGUCAGCAAUACCAGCGAAACCAGUUGUGGCAGAAAAAAGUGAUAAAGGGAAGGAAACAGGAGGCAAGGGGCAGCCCCCUUCCCGCCACAGGUCCGAGGGUGGCCUAGUGGAGAAAGAUGCCUUGAAGAAGCUGCCACACCUGUCUUUGUCACAGUAUGACCUUCUAGAAACAGAUGUUUCUUUCCAGCCAUGGGGGAGUGAGAAUUCAGUCCUGAUUCCAGAGCCUGUGAGUUGUGCCCAGGGCUCUAUAAGGGAACAACUGCAAAGCAAGUCGCCUCAGGACAGCAAGAGCAGCAGCUGCCCUCGGUGUGACACUGUUGUUGCCGAACCUGAGCCUGAGCCAGCGGUCGCUUCUUGGCAGGUGGACCCUCCAUCCAACCAGGCGGUGGACUAUUCAGGUAGCGACGUAGCUGUGACUCUCAUCGAUACUUCUCAGCCUGGAGACCCACUGAGCCUGCAUGAACCCAUUAAGAUUGUCAUCACCAUGAGCAGCGCCCCGAACUCCAUGACAGACUUGGAAAGCUCGCUCCACCUGAAGGUGACAGGCACAGAGAGAAGUGGUUUAGAGUCUGAGGCUGAGCCAGCUACCCCAGGGGAGGCCAGUCCUGCAAACCUGGAGCAGAGAAGAAUCCCUGUCAUCACGCUGGAGCUGUCUGACGAUGGGGGAGGAGGCAGUAUGCGUCCCGAAGGCAGUGGGAAGCAGAGGGCUCCCGAGAGACUAAGGGUGGAGGCAGCCUCCCCUCAGCGUCCUGGCUGCGAAUCUGCGGACGGGGGAAAUGCUGCAAAGGCCGGCAGCCCUCCCCCAGGAGACCAUUGUGAAAGAGCCCCUCCGCUCACCCCCAGCGUGGCCUCUGAGUCUGAGCGGGGAAGGGAAGGCCAGGCUCACCUUGACCCCUCCUCUUGUAAAACCGGCCAUGAAAAGAGACAUGCCCGGGUCCUCAGCGUGGACAGUGGGACAGAUGUCUUCCUGAGCAAAAGUUCCACCGAAAUUGUUAACGACAAAGACAAAACGAUACCAACUUCCAAAUCUGACCUAGAGGCUAAGGAAGGACAAACGCCAAACGAAUCCAACUUUCUGGAAUUUGUCUCCCUGUUAGAAUCGAUCAGUAGUUCCAAGGUGGUGGCAACCAGCCAAAGGAACGGCCCAGCAGAACCGGACAAGGCCAGCGGGCUUCCCAGAGAUAAGUGCUCCCAGGAGAAAAAGGAGGAAAUCCUGGAAAGUGAAAAGCCCAGUGGACGCAAUUCCAAGCAAGGAAAACGAGACGUGCAAGGUCAAGACCAUGCCAGCUCCAGCCCUGUGCUCGCUGAGCCUGCCAAGAUCACGGCCCUUUUUCAGGGCAAUAGACAAAGACAGAUAAUCUACAGGGUCACUUCCCAACAAGAUAGCUCUGUCUUGCAAGUCAUCAGUGGGCCUGAAACAUCUGUGCAAGACGAGAUAUCUGUGGAUGCUAUGCACGUCUUCAUUGGUGAACAUGGGGAAAUUAGAUCCUGUUAUUUAAAGUCUGGCAAUCAGAAAGAAGGCCCUAUCCAGCCUCAGCCAUCCGAUUACGAUGGAUUCUCUCAUGCUGGAGAGAUGCACAGCAGCUCUGCCAGCACCACCAGCUCUGACAGUCCAGAUCCUUCUUCCGGGGACCAUGCAGUCAGCGCGCUUCAGCAGCAGCUGUUACUCCUGGUGGCUCGGAGGACCCAGCCGGAGACCCCGCGGCAUCUGAGUCAGGAUCUGGAAGAUUCGUCAUGCUCCUCAAUGCAAGGGAAAUUGAACCGAGAGCAGUUUUACAAGUUUAUCAUUUUCCCCGGCAAGUGGAUUAAAGUCUGGUAUGACCGGCUCACCUUGCUGGCGUUACUUGAUCGAACCGAAGACGUCAAGGAAAAUGUGCUGGCGGUCUCGGUCAUCGUCCUGGUGUCCCUGCUCGGAUUUCUGACCCUGAGUCGGGGCUUCUGCACAGACCUGUGGGUGCUCCUCUUCUGCCUGGUCAUGGCCAGCUGCCAGUACUCCCUGCUCAAGAGCGUCCAGCCUGACCCCGCCUCGCCAAUCCAUGGGCCAAAGCCAGGCACCCCCCCACUUACAGUGUGUAUGGCCUGAAGCUCUUCUCUCCAGGGUCGCUCCAGUCAGCUAGGGACCUCU